This is a messenger RNA of Phytophthora sojae, 3174 nucleotides long. RefSeq lists its product as hypothetical. The transcript has 2 exons. Gene Ontology annotation, biological process: regulation of chromosome condensation. Bases 1 to 3174 code for a protein of 1057 amino acids. The record is from RefSeq and is a predicted model, not a curated record. NCBI's taxonomy places the organism in Eukaryota, Oomycota, Peronosporomycetes, Peronosporales, Peronosporaceae.
AUGGCGCCCUCUUCUCCGCGCACUCUCGCGCCUCCACGGGGGCGUCCACGACCUCCACCACCACGUUCAUGUUCUACAGACUCAGACGCUCCCAUUGACACCAAUUGCACCCCCUUACAGGGUCCUGCCAGCCUGUUGGCGCGCCUCGAAGCCGUGGACCGAGAUGCCGCACGCCGCAAGUUCGCGCUCUACGGGCGCCAGCACGCGCACGUGGACCACAUUUCCGGUACAAAUCAAGACUCGACCGUUGUAUUGCAGAGCACGCUGCUGCUGCAGGAGGACGGGCUGCUGGCGGCGAGGCUGGACGACAUCUUGUACCUGCUGGACGGGCUGCUGGCGCCUGCCAAGACGCAGCGCGGGCGCCUGGCGCAGGCCCACAGCGUCCUGGAGCUGGUGCAGCUGCUGCGGGACGUGAAGAUCCUGCAGGCCGUCGAGUUGUCCAGCCAGAGACGGACGAUCCAGAGCAAGAUGAAGCAGUUGCUGCUGUCGAACCUAGGAGCUGCAGUAGAAGGAGAGGAGACGCAGCGAGUGGCGCUGGCUGUGCUGGUGUAUUUCCUGGCUGGGAGCUCGGUGGCUGAGGAGUUCAUUGAUGAGAAGGUGCUGGACGCAGUGGUGCUCGCGCUCAAGCGAGAAAUGGAACGUGAGGGGGACGGUAACGAAGAGAAGGUGGAGCUGGAGACGUCUGCUGUGCUACAGCCUGCACCGUCAAGGAAAACGUGCUUGAAACGGAAGCAAAGGAGGAGUUUGGGUACGACCGGAGCUGAUGGCGUGCACAGCGCUAUGUCGGCGAGGCGGGUCAACGCGCCAGAUGACGCUUUUCGAAGCAAGUUGAGAACAUUUUUGCAGAGCCGCGAACAGUUUUACGUUGAAGAGGAGCUGCAGCUUUCGACAGCCGAUAUUCUAUGUGCUGCGUUGAGCAAGUUACUGCAAGUGGACGAUGACUCGGCGGCGAACCCUGUUUCAGAUUCAAUGGUGGCUCAGCACCGACAAGUCGGGUGCUCAGGUGACCUCGCGGUGGACACGUUUCGACUCAUUCGAGAGCGAAAGCAGCUAUUGGUUCGGAAUGGUGGAGUUGAUGCACUAGCUCAAGGCCUAGCCCGACAUAUCGGCGUUUUCGAGGUGUUGGCACCUGCUUCUCACGUUGAUCGGCUCUCGCUCGAUUUUGCUCACCUGCUUCAUCGCUUGAGCUUGCUGUUGCAAGUCCUCGACCACGUCACGUUCCUGAGCCUGGACGUUCAGCAGUAUAUGUCACAGCGGAGAGAGCCUAUUGGUUUGCUGCUGAAGCUGACUCGCGUCCUGAGUGAGCUGACCUGGGGAAGUCACUCGCAGAGGCGGUGGGAAGUUGAACCCACGCGCAUGUCGUUGGCCGUAGAGGUUCUGCUGUCGGGACUGCGCGUGCUAAUCAACCUGACACACCACAAUGCCGAAGCAGCUAGCCACGUGUGCGCCUUAGGCGGCAUGCAACUUCUCGCACACUCGUUUACAAGACUAUGGAGUCUAGUGAACGUGCAUUCAACGGAUACGACGCGCCCUCCGAAAUGGGCGGGAGUGGACAAGCGGGAGUAUGACUCGUAUUUGCUGCUGCUGAGCGUGAUUGUCAACUGCAUUGAAUUCAGCGAUGACAACCGCGACGCGCUGGCCGGGGCGUCGGUGCACCUUAACUGGGGGCAGGGUGGGUCCUCUCAAGCCUAUAUCAGUGCGUGUGAUCUGUUCACAAAGUUUUUCCAGAUGAAAGUGGAGUCAUACGUGCACCUGAUUGAUUCGACUGAUGAUCAAGCUCAAGGCGCGGGUGGCACUGUUUCGAUGGACGAGGAAAAUGAUGACUGGAGUCCUGAGGACAUAAUUCUCGGAGGAUGCACAUCGCUGCUGCUCGGAUAUCUGAUGAAAGGUUCUUCUGCUAACAGCACAGCUAUCCUGAAUGCGCUACCCGAUAGUUCGCCUCGACUGCUGCUACGUGCUCUCAGUGUCUUUGUGGCGCUUCACUCUCAGAUUGGUGCGCUGACCCCGGAGGUAGCCCAGUCUGUGCUUCAGGUCGAAAAGAUUUUCAUGUCAUACCACGAUAGCGCGGCUGAUGUGAGGACGCGUGCGAUUCUGUAUGGUGAUCGCAACACGCAACAUGAAAUCGUGGAAGCAUUUACGUCAAAUUGUGCUGAGGUUGAUAUCACCUCUCAAAAGUUCCAAGACAAAGCUAAGGGGGUGUAUGCACGAAAACCAGCGGGUGCCCGGCCAUUGAAAAACCUAUGCUUCAACAUUGACGACUCCGAUAGCGAAUCACCCUCCGAUGCGAUCUCAAAAGUCAAGAGACGACCAGCUCCUCAGGAUCAGGGAAGCGGAACCCCAACUCGCACUCCUCCGCGUAGCCCAGGAAUGAAGCUACCUGGCACCAAAUCUACUGCGACGACACGUGCGGCUCAGGUAACUCCCAAGAGAACUCCAAGCGGCAGAUCCCCACUAACCGCAGUGCUUCCGGACGGCACAAUGUCAUCACCGGUUGUGGCGCGGCUCUUGAGGCAGACUCGACAACUGGUGGAAGAGUUUGAUGCCGAAUUUUCUAAGCCAAGUCGCUCCUGUCUUGCCAACAAAUUCAGCUUGGAGGAGGCAUCUGCGCCCGAAUGCGGUUCGUCCCCAUUCAUGACGCUCACCAUGGAUGUUACGUGCCGUGACAAUGGCAGUGAGGGCUUGGACCUUUCCCAGGAUGUUGGAGAGAAAAACAGCAGUCCCGAUGAAUUGGGCAAGACUACGUUGGAGGUUGGUGGGCGCACUCUAUCACAAUCGAAGCGGAGGAAGAAGGACGAUCGAGAUGCAGAAUCAAGCGCGAAAAGCGGCAAGAGCUGCAUCUCGAACCGGGGCAUCUUUGAUUUUACUCCUGCACCCUCGCCACCAUCAACUCCAUUACGCCGGAAGAAUAGCAAAGCAUUGCUUCGGACGCCGACAAGGAGUGGGCUCUCCGCAGUGCUAUCCGGGCAGUCACCGCUGGUGAAUCUGACACCCACAAAGACGCCUUCAUCGACGCCGCUGCGAGUUAAGGAGUCCGCGGAGAUUUUGCUGACUCCGACCCGUUCACCUGCUACAAGUGAGUCGCCAGUGUCAGCGAGUCCUCACCGACGCAAGGCGAAAUCGGCUCGCGCACCGCCUCCCUCCAGCGCCAGCGCCGUAUUCGACUUUACGGACUAG